Molecule: messenger RNA, 3095 nt
Organism: Puntigrus tetrazona (Sumatra barb)
Lineage: Eukaryota; Metazoa; Chordata; Actinopteri; Cypriniformes; Cyprinidae
Gene: angel1
Product: angel homolog 1 (Drosophila)
Exons: 10
Coding region: 71-2227 (718 amino acids)
Molecular function (GO): 3'-5'-RNA exonuclease activity
Source: RefSeq, a predicted model, not a curated record
UCGUCACGCCGGGAACGCCCCCUCGCGUCCGGUGCAGGUGAUUAAGUCGGCGUGCGGUCCGCCGGUGGUCAUGAUCGCGACUGUGAUGUUUUACGCGCUGUAUCCUCUCUCGAGGCUCAUCGGCAGAGUUUCAGAACUGUGGUGCAAGGCUCCGUUUGUGUACAUUAAUGGCAAAGAGGUUUGGGAUGGUGGCGGUGCUCUUUCUGGACAGCAGCAGACGAGCCUGUUACUGCGGUGGAACAGCACAGAAAACACCAACACUGCUCCUGAUCCAGACCACAUGGACGCUGAGAGUCCUCACGGAGCUGUGGUAGAUCUGCUGGAUGUCUGUGAGGUGAAAAAGACACAAGAAGAGUUGAACCAGGAGGAAAUGCAUGAAGACGUGCACAAAUCAGUGCGUUCCUUCAGUCAGAUGGAAGCUCCUUCAGUCUCUGUGUGUGAUGGAAGUGUUGCUUUGAGAGCGUGUGAUUGGUCAGAGAGUGACGUACACCUCUCAGAAUCAGCGCUCCGGGGUUUAGAAGAUCCUGUGAUAAAAGAGUCUGCGUUUCCCAAUACUGAAUAUCAGAGUCUCUCAGACAUUGAUAACGUGCUCUCUGAAUUCAAGCAGCUCGGGGCUCAUGAUGAAAUGGCCGACCGUGAUGACCGUGAGGUGGAUUCGUUCAUGUCAGAUAGACUCGCUUCACUCGCUCCCAGCACCGACCUCUUCCUGGGGUUUGAUUCUGAGGCUGGAAAUGAAGCCCUUGGCAGCCCGGUGUUUGAUUUGGCGGCUUUGCUCGCAGACUCUCAGCAGGUUAAGGCACCGGCGGAGCCUGUCGGCUGGCACUUUCCCGUCGGCCUUGGCCUGUCACAGAUGUGUUACUGCCCUUAUGUGCACUUUCCUGACGUCAGCUACUAUCCUGCGCUUCAGGACAAUGACAACAUUGAAGUGAUGUGGCGGGUGUGGGAGGAUCUUGAAACCCAGACCAGUUCCUGUGAGGACACAGCUGCUGUGUUUGACUUCAGCAUCAUGUCUUACAACAUUUUGGCUCAGGAUCUGCUAGAAGUGAACCCACAGCUGUACACACACUGUCCAGAGGAAGUGUUAGUGUGGGACCAGCGACUCCGGACCAUUCUGAAGGAGCUCCAGAUUUGGCAACCUGAUAUUAUUUGUCUUCAGGAAGUUCAAGAAGAUCAUUUCCUAGAGCAGAUCUAUCCUGUCCUGACUGACAUGGGUUACACCUGCAUCUACAAACGCCGCACUGGCACCAAAACGGAUGGCUGUGCGGUGUGUUAUCACAGUGAGCGCUUUACCCAGCUUUCCGUCAAUCUGCUGGAGUUUCGACAUUCAGACUGUGAGCUACUGGAUCGUGACAACGUGGCCGUUGUGGUGCUCCUCCAGCCGAUGGCCGGGCAGAAUAUAGCUUUCAGCCCCAUAUGUGUGGCCAACACACACCUGCUGUUCAACCCCAGGAGAGGAGAUGUGAAGCUCGCCCAGCUGGCCAUCGUGUUUGCGGAAAUUGACAUCAUGAUCAAAAAAUGCAGGAGUGAAGGAGGACACUGUGAGGUGGUUUUAUGUGGAGACUUUAACGCUUUACCCAGCAGCCCUCUGUGGAAUUUCAUCACCACCGGACAGCUUUACUACCAAGGCUUACCUGCUUGGAUGGUCUCAGGUCAGGUGGAUUUGUCCUAUAAAGUCCAUCACUCCAGGCUUUUCUCUCCGCUGUGGCCCAGAAGCCUCGGCAUCACUGACGGCUGUCAGUACAGGUCUUCCACACAGACCACAGCUUCAGACCCUCGUCAAUACAGCACUGAGUUUCUGUGUCAGCUGCGAUACUGUCCGGCGGCGUGCGUGCGCCCCGCUGAUCUGGAGCUCAUACCAGGAGUCACCGACAAAACACCAGACCCUGAAGACAUGGAGAUGUUUAGUUCAAGGUUUGGACACACACUGCGUCACACACUGAACCUGAGGUCAGCUUACAGUCCUGUCCAGAUGGACACACAGACUGCUGUGGUCAGCUCUCUGAACUCAGAGGGAGGAGCGAUGGUCGACUACAUCUUCUACUCCACCUGCAGGACCGGCUCCGCUGCAGCUGAAGAGAGCGCUGGAGGAUUGAAGCUGCUGGCUCGUUUGUCUCUGCUGUCCGAGGCUGAUCUCUGGUCUCUGCGAGGACUUCCUAACGAAACGUUUCCCUCGGAUCAUCUCAGUCUGAUCGCCAAGCUUCGGCUACAGUCUGACUCUAAAAUUUGACAAAUGUAAGAAUCGCUUGUCUUCAUCAUUUUCAGUGCCUUAUAUAUUUAUAUGAUUUAGUUUAGUGAUGGUUCGUGUGAAAUAUUCUCCAGCGUGGAGUCUGAUGUGAGGAAACAUGAUGCUCCGGUUAAGGUUGACAUGUUCAAGAUAAUGUGACUAGAAAGCAGUUACACGCAUCUGUUAGUUUUCAGUUUCUUUCAUUUUGAGUUUGAAAAAAAAAAUAUAUAUAUAUAUAUAUUUAUAUAUAUUUAUUUUGAACAAAGCUAAAUAAAUAACUACAUGCACUGCUGUUGUCUUUGCUGGUUGAACACACAAGCAAAUGAUGACAGGCAGCGUCUCCACAGCCACACGAUGCUGUUAUCGAAGGUCAGAAUGAUGGGAUUUAGCGCAUUUGAAGUGAAAGUACUUGAUAAACAUAUCCACUCAGUAUCAGCUCAUAUUUGACCAAGAUGGCUUUUGGAGGCCUUUGCAUCUGAAAUACAUCAAAAACUUUUUCUUCAAGCUCAAUGAAAAGAGGUUUGCAGAAAGUAAUUCACCGCUAAAACCAUGUUCAUCCUCCCUGAACAAAAAGCUUGACUGGAAAAUGCCCCCAAAAGAUAUUAAAAUUCAAGUCAAAUUAACUACAGGUAAAACUUUGCAGUAAAAUUAACAUGAAAAAAAAUGUAUCAUUAUUUCUUCAUCUUCAAGUUAUAUUUAAUAAACCCGAACUGAACUACUGCAUUAUAGUUAAUAAAGGUUAAUAAAUACUUUAACAUGAGCUAUAUAUUUAAGCAUUAACAAAUAGAACGUUAUUGUAAUGUGGCAAUUGUUUUCUAAUACUUGUGUGUGAGAUGUGAUACAUUUAUAAAUAAACUAUAACAUUAAUCUA